AUGCUGGGAGUUGCAUUGAACCUCUUCAUUUUUUCCUGGAGGCUCUCUCUCCUCCAAGCCACAGGGGGCGCUCGCGAGCCAGUUCGGGACCGCGCGCCGAUUGGCUCCUCGGGAAACAGCGCAGUCGUCGGCUCCAAAGUGUCAGCGCCCGAGCUGCGUACUUUUCUCUACGUGGUUUCGGGAUUGCUUUCUGAUGACGGCUACCCAGGGUUUGGAACUUCUCUUGAUUUCUUUCUUAAAAGCAGUCCUUUUUUCAGUUCAAGAUUGAAGCUCAAGGAAUUCACUAUUUGGCUGAAAUAG
Rangifer tarandus platyrhynchus (Svalbard reindeer) is the source of this 300-nucleotide messenger RNA. The record is from the annotation of a GenBank genome assembly. Lineage: Eukaryota; Metazoa; Chordata; Mammalia; Artiodactyla; Cervidae.